Messenger RNA from Lymnaea stagnalis (great pond snail), 909 nucleotides. NCBI's taxonomy places the organism in Eukaryota, Metazoa, Mollusca, Gastropoda, Lymnaeidae. The record is from the annotation of a GenBank genome assembly.
AGAGCCCUGGCCUUAUCCUCUGCCUCAGUCGAGAAGACGGACAUACACCAAAAACAAAGUCUCGUUCUUCCUGAUCGGUCGGAGGUGAGCCUGACCAUAUCGACGACAGCAGACAACAAACAGGUCAUGGAGAUUAACGCCUCCACGGAGAGGCAUACGGUACAGCAGGUUUUCAAUGGAGUCAAUCAAAUUUCUGAAACCACGACCAAAUUCAACGCAACUUACAGGAUGAGCGACAAGCCCGUGCGCGGCGAUAAAACUAGCAACGUAGAAGUGUCAUCGGUGGCGAACUUCAAAAAAAGGAAACCACGGACCCUGGAGGAAUGUUUCAGAGCCCGCAACACGGAGCAUGUGUGUCAGACUUCAGAGGCUAGCGACGAAAACGCCCCCCUGGAUCUAAACGUAGUGGUGUCACAGCAGCCCGCUGAAACCAAGGCCGUGGCCGUGACGAGCACCACGGUGUCUGUUGUAGCUCAUCAGACCGAAUGUCAAAAUAAGCUGGCGGACUCGAUGACGAUGGUCAUGACUCAGUCAGUCAAGUCUGAGCGGUGCAGAGAUGCGACCAGCGCCGACAGUUUGUACGGCGUCUCAUCGCAGGAGUUCUUCCAGGAGACCACAUCGUCCAAGAAAAUAGACGACCCGACCGAAACUACGGGAGUUACGUUGAGCGGGAGUCUCCGAUCACGUCAGCAAAUCUCGGGGACGGCGGUGGCAAGAGUCGCCAGUGCACACAGGCUCAACAAAAAAGACGCCGCCAACAGCACGCCGGGCAGCGGUCAUCUUAACCGCGUGAUAUCAGAACACGCAGUGUUCCAGCGGUUGUCAAGCGACCACCCGUCCAGCAAGCCUGACUUUGUUUUCAUCAAACAAGCAACACCGGGGGCGAAGAGUAAGCAGAACCUUCCAAAC